Messenger RNA from Penicillium roqueforti, 792 nucleotides. RefSeq names its product THUMP domain-containing protein. Gene Ontology annotation, biological process: tRNA modification. Gene Ontology annotation, molecular function: RNA binding. Bases 1 to 792 code for a protein of 263 amino acids. The transcript has 6 exons. Lineage: Eukaryota; Fungi; Ascomycota; Eurotiomycetes; Eurotiales; Aspergillaceae. The record is from RefSeq and is a predicted model, not a curated record.
AUGCCUGAUAGAUCAAGUCACUCUUCAAAGAAGAGAAAGGGUGGUGGAAAAUAUGGGAAACAGGCCAGUCGCGUCGCGAUUGAAUCUGGCGAUGUAGGUGUCUUUGUGACAUGCGAUAUGGGCAGAGAGGGAAAAUGCCUGUCUGAGGCAGUAGAUAUUUUUACUCAGGCCAUCGAGGGCACUGAAAAUCAAAAGGAAGAGGAUCACGAUACGGAUGAUGAAGAUAUCGAGGCCCAGAUCCGAAGGGAACUGGAGGGCCUACAGCCCAGCAAAAACAAUACUCGUCAAUUCCAGCCCGUGCAGAUGGACAUGCCGUGUGUUACAUUCAUGCGUCUGGAUCCCUCAAUAGACCCGGUACAGCUUGUGCACCGUCUGUGUAGCGAAGCACAUGCCCAUCCGGAGACUAAGAAAAGCCGAUGGAUCAAGCGCAUGCAUCCAGUCACAUCAAUCCGGAAGACCCUGAGUGUGGACUUGGCGGCUUUUUCGAAAGAGAUUCUCAAGCCUCAUUUCCAUUCGGGUGGGCCACCAAAGACGUAUGCCAUUCGGCCUACUGUGCGGGGCAACUCGAAGCUCAAUCGAGACGUUAUUAUCAAGACUGUUGCCGAUGCUGUCGGGCCUGAGCAUCCGGUGAAUCUGAAGAAUUAUGAUCUAAUGAUCCUCGUUGAUGUUGCCCAAAAUGUGAUUGGAAUGAGUGUAGUGCCAGGUGAUUAUGAUAAGCUAAAGCGGUUCAACUUGGCCGAAAUCUACGAUCCUUCACCAAAAGCAGAGCCGGCCACUGAGUCUAAGGCUUAG